AUGGCGAUUCUUCCGAUACAAAAUGCCAUUUCAAUACUAAUCUGUUGCACCGUCAUUCUUGCGUUGCUCCCAACAAUUACAUCUGCGUCGAUGGACAUCAAUUGUGACGAUGAUCAGUACAAACAUUCAUUACGAUGCUUUCUACAUUCCUUAGAACUUCCAAUACCGGACCAAGAGUUCAAGGAAUGGCCAGUCACAUUGUCGAUAAAAGGCAUGUCCUGUUCGGAAGUCUACAUUCAAGACAUUACUGUUCAAACUUCAUCCUCUGGUAGUGACAGUCAACUAUUCAAUAUUACGGUCGGUGAAGUAUCUGCCACGUGUCAUGGAAAAUAUCAUGCCACGGGUGGAAUCGGUGGUGAUUUACAGGCUACCGUUGCCCCUCAACCGGCAGUUCCCGCAGUGCAAGUUCACCACCAAGUCGAUUCGACUUCUGAAAGGUCACCCAUUGCACCUAAAUUCAGCAGAAACAGCAGCACGCUGUCUGUUUUAUCACCGAGCAAAUUCACAACACAAUACUGCCAAACGUAUGUGGCAGCCACGGCGAUCCAUUUCACGGGUUCCAUAAGUGCGAAACUCAUUCAGGCAUUUGAAAGGCCCAUCAAACAUUAUCUGCGCGAGACCUUGCAAAAGACGAUAUGCCCACUGUUGCCACAAAAGUUGGACCCGCUUAUGAAUGAAUACUUGGACAAGUUCAAUGACUGGAAGGAUCAAUAUCUUCCAGCAGCACCAUCCAUAGCACGCGACUCAUUAAUACUGUCAACACCGACAACAACGGCACAACAAAGACGACUGACGCGUGGUGGAAAAUCGGUCCAGACAGUCGAAACUGGCAAUAGUAGUGCGGUCAGCAAUCCUUUCCACUGGAACGUCCCUGCGACCGUUGUUGGCUUUCUCGAGGACGAGUUGACCAAUCACUGGCAAAAUGGUUGGCUAUUGUUCAGUUCUGCCAGCCAAGACUACUGCGAUGCAGAUUGUCUACCCUUUACAAGGGGUUUUUCGGGCAUCAUUCCCGAGCACAACCAGCAGAUUCCUUUGUUAAUAGACAAGAGAGUACCUGUGUUUGACGAACGCUUGCAGCUCUUCAUUCCAAAGGUACAAGUCUGGGGGAUUCAUUCGAUCGAUCAAGUUUCGACUUUUGGAAUAAUGACCAAUCACUCGGUGGUCGUAUUGGUACCCAGUAUGGAAUUGACCUUUGUGGACUCUCGGAACCAGCUGAAACUAGUGUUUGAUGUGGCAUUGAACAUUUCUUCCCUCUCUGCAAAAUGGGAUGGAUUGGUCCAAGUCAAGGAAUGGGAACAGCUGAAACUCUUGACGAUUAUUCAAUCGCUGGAAGACUACAUCAAUACAGGAGAUAUAUCAAAACUAUCUUGCGUCUUGUCCACAAUUGAUUCUGUGGAAUUAAGCGAACUGAUCACGGGAAUAUCGAGUGAAUCGCUCCUCAUCAAACCAGUGGCAAAUUCAUCCAAUGAAGAUCCAUUGGAACGAGAUGUGGACAUUGCUCUGAGCACUGUGACAACACAAGUCUUGCAGGAGUAUGCUGAACUUUGGACAUUGUUAAGUCAAGGAUUGGUAAAGGGACCUGUCAAGGAACUCGUCAACAAGGUCGUCAAGGAUUGGUUGGCAUCCCAUUCCCAAGUAGAUAGUUGCAAUCCGUUGACAAUGGAAGAUGAUCCCGAAGAUAAGCCUUGGUGGCUGGAUUUUACAAAGUGGAAGAUGCUGUACGAAUUCAAUGACUUCUUGAAAGGUCAUACAGACGGACUCAAUCAUUACAUGGAUUGUAUCCAGCGGACAAUACAACACAUUGUGCAAUCCCAACUGGCACACUCCAGCUUUUUCGCAAAGAAUUGGAAUACUCUGACAGAUGUCCAACUCCUACAGCCAUUGAACAGUACAGUUCUUGGAUCCAAGGCGUCGAUCGGUAGCCAGUUGGGUCUUUCUGAGAUACCACAAAUGACACUUUCGCUCGAAGUCGACAAUGCGACGAUCAUUGGGAAUGCCACCGUCAAUAUCACUAUUUUUGCCAGCGCCCAUGCUGAUACGUCAGCGAGUAUCAAGUAUGAUUUGAAUGUACUAAAGAAUGUGACGGCGGAAGGCUUUCUGCAAAAUGGAGAGUGUGGCAUGGUGCCAGCGGUCCAAUUCCACGUUUUGCCGGAAACUAGACUUGAAUUUGAGACUGUUGGUGUGAAUGUGAGCAUUCAAGUGUCAGAAGCCAACCAAUCCAUCCUACUUUCUUCCAUGGACUAUGGUGACCUUGUCGCCCAGGAAGCCGUAGAUUGGGGAAUUUCGUUGGCCAGUGCCUGGAUCAAUCAGGCCUUUGAUGACUGGUUUGCCUUUCAGCCGGGUACUUGCCCCGGAGUCAACAUCGAUCGUUCCAAGCCAGACGAUAAUGGUUAUCCAUCUUGGAUGCGCUACCCACUUGUUUGGGUCGCCUUGGCUUUUGUCGUCUUGGGACAAGCUGGGUUUUCUUUGGUUUUCCGGAAGGAUAGCCAAGAAACGGAAACGAUGACGGCUCAAGAUGUGGAAUACUCGUUGCAAGAGCCUCUGCUCCGGGGAACGUCCGAUGAAUUGAUGGAGCCAGCUUCCAUGACGCUGGAAGAACAAAGCGACGCCUACGACCAGAACAUUUUUGAUAACAUGAGAAAUCUUGAUGAAUCAGUUCUAUCAGAUGUUCGAGAACAGUUAUGGGACGACGAGCAAGGUCACGGAGAGACCGAUCGGGGAUUACCAAACAAGAGCAAAUCUCUUUUCCAAUCGUCGAGUAUUUUCGAACCAGUUCGGUUUCUGUUUCCGAUUGGUGCCUUCGGAACCAUGGUGAUACUGUUGGCGAGCAAUUUGAAUGUUGGUGCUUCGGUCAACCUAUCCCUAAAUCUCGGAGGAACCAACACGUUUGAAGUGCCAGGCGUGUUUGAAUUCAGCCUGGUCAAUACCGUUACUGAAUUUUAUCAAGCAGGGAUUUACCCGUUGUUAUUUUUGGUGGUGGGAUUCAGCGGCAUCUGGCCCUAUUUGAAAUUGCUGUUGUUAUUGCACGCAUGGGUCAGGCCCUAUCCCAGCCGACACGAACGAGAAGCUCGACUGUUGCGACUAGACGCCUUGUCCAAGUUUUCUUUGGUGGAUACCUAUGUUUUGGUGGUCAUGAUUGUCGCCUUUCGAAUGCACAUGGACUUGGCCCAAAACUAUGGCUUGGAUGUUAUUAUCACACCUGAGUUUGGCUUUUAUGCAUUUCUGUUGGCGACUUGCCUAUCGCUUUUACUAGGCCAUGGAAUGCUCUACUACCAUCGACGCGAGGCAAGAGCACCCAAUAGGAAUUACGAAUCCAUCGAUGAGGAUUCUCCGGAAUCUAUUUUGGAUCAUGCCUUUGAGAUUCAAGAAUCGGGCAACCGAGCCCCAUUGUCCAAGUUUUCCCAAGUUCUCUUGUUUACGGGUUGCCUGACAGCAAUUACCUCCCUCAUGGUGGGAUUCUUUCAACCCAGCUUUGCAUUUGAAGUCGGCGGUCUUGCGGGAAUGGUACUAGGCAAUGAUUCCAACCGAAAGGUUUACUCACUCUUCAGCAUGGGAACGGCCCUUUCCAGUAGCGUUCCCAUGAACGUGGGAACAGUCUUUUUGGAGUCGGCCUACUUUUUCUUUGCCAUGAUUACUCCCUUGGUCGGGUUGGGUUGUUUGGUGGUCUUGCUGUUAAAGCCACUGCCCCAUGCCAAACAAAGGUCUUUAUUGGUAGCCGCCGAGAUUGCCAAUGCCUGGAGUGCCAUUGAAGUCUUUGUCCUAUCGAUCAUCACAGCGCUCAUGCAAAUUUCGACUUUUGCUUCCUUCAUGGUGGGCGACAAGUGCGAUUUGGUGAAUCAAUUCUUGGAAGACUUGGCCAAGCGGAACGAUGUGAUCAUUCCUGGUCUCGAGAACAUGCCCGUGUGUUUCACAGUCACCGCAUCGGUGGACUUGCACAAUGGUUGGUUCUUGAUUGUAGGAGUCCUGCUGAAUUCGCUGGUCAUGUCGACGGGCUUGAAACUGGCCCACACGGCAGUGGAACAACGAAGCAUUGCCAUGGGAGAAUACAAUGCAGACCACUUGCAAGAGGAUAGUGACGCACCAAUAAGAUCCAGGACUUGGCUGGAAUGGUUCUUUGCGAUUCCAGCGCUGAGGUGUAUCGUCUUUGGAGCCGAACCUGCCUCGGGACUGGAUCCACCGACGGACAAUGGAAUGGAGGAGGAGGAGAACUCGCAAGCUCCUGGCUCUGACGAAGAGGGCAGUGAACACAGCGAAACCGAUCGAGCCGAUUGGAGACAUUGGUUUUAG
Molecule: messenger RNA, 4287 nt
Organism: Cylindrotheca closterium
Lineage: Eukaryota; Bacillariophyta; Bacillariophyceae; Bacillariales; Bacillariaceae
Source: the annotation of a GenBank genome assembly